AUGACACUCCACAUGGCAAAGGUGCAUGGCAACUUGCAAACUCACCUGGCUAAGGGACACCCUGACCGCUUUUGGAGAAUCUGGUGGGAGCUGCUUGGGCUGGUUGGCUUGCUGAUGCCGAUCAUCUUGGUGCACAUAGGCAGUAUCUGUCUGCUUCAGUUGGACUGGCGAAGAUAUCUGAACGAGGACAAUGGCUUCUACCGCUUGAGCAUGGAGUAUGGCAACGUGGACAACCCUGACGAGCGUAUCGGGCAGAACAUCGCAUCCUUUACUCAUUUCUCCAUUAAACUGACUACCAGCCUGUUGAAAGACUUUCUAAACAUUACCAUGAGCUCCAUGAAGCUCUACGCGAUGUCACCGACUCUUUUCUACAUCUUGGCGGCCGUAUCGGUGAUCUACACCCUCGUUUCUAUUGGCUGUUUUGCUGGACCUCUCAUACGGAUUCAGCGCCGCGUUCUGGCCGUGGAGGCAAAUCUCCGGUACUGCCUGGUGCGCAUUCGGGAGAGCGGUGAGUCGGUGGCCUUCUUCCGUGGCUACAAAUACGAAUAUGAGUGCUGCGAGAAAGUACUGGAUUAUGCGAUCUGGGCAGAAUACAAGAAACAUGCUAUCGAAAUCCUGUUCGGCCUUUUCAAGCAUGUGACUGAACACGCUGUCGAGCUCAUCCCUUUCGUGGUGGUAGUUCCCAUGUACUUCAAUGGCACGGUGGAGUUCGGGGCCAUUGCCCAGUCACACGCUUACUUCAAGAAGAGCAUGUCGGGCAUGAUGGACUUGGGAGGGGAGCUCAACAACAUCGCGAAGCUCGGCGCCGAGUCCGUUCGCCUGAAGGAGCUUUGGGACGCGCUGCGAAAGAUCAGCGAGGAAGGAAAAGGCGCCUCCGACGCAAAGAGCGAAGCAUCGACCGCAACGGAUUCCGAAGACUUGUCCGACAUCGAGGCUCUCAGUUCUUCCGAUGAGAUGGAGAAGCUGCACGUGGAGGACUUGGACUCGGAUUUGCAGUCGACGCUCCGGAUCCAGGUGGCGGAGCUCACUCUCUUCCCGCCUCUGGGCGACGCUCCGCUGAUGGAGGGCCUCUCGUUCAGCCUCCACGCGGGACAGUCUCUUCUCAUCGAGGGGCCCAGUGGAUCAGGAAAAAGCUCCCUGCUCCGAGCCAUCGCGGGUCUUUGGGUAAGUGGGCAUGGCACAAUUCGGCGAACGAGGCUUGAGAGAUGUUUCUUCGUGCCACAGACGCCCUACAUCUGUCUCGGCUCACUUCAUGACAACCUCCUCUAUCCGCGCCGGGAGGGUGUGGAGGAGCCAAGUAGGAAACAGCUGAACAUCGACCAUCUUCCGAAACGCUUUGGCAUGGAUGAGGAGGAAAGGCAGCGGCUGAAUCUGGCGAGGCUUCUGCUCCAACCGAACGUGGAUCUGGCCAUCCUUGAUGAAUCGACGUCUGCCCUGGAUGAGGCAAAUGAAAGGACGGCCUACGAACUCGUGAAGAACCACGUGGCUUGCUUCGUCUCUGUGGGCCACCGUCCCGGCCUGGUGGCCUGCUUCGCACCGAUUUGGCGGCACUUCCGCGAACUUCGUUCCGAGGGCCUAGGACGCGGUCUCGCCCGGGACGGAUUGGUGGAGCUGCAAGCCACCGCCACCUACAUCAUCGACCAAUGGGGGGAGCAGUCCGUGGAGUUCGUGUCGGGCUGGUACAAAGAGUUCUACCAGCUGCGCGAGACGGGACGAGCCAUCGUGGACCUUCCUGCCAACCAUGGCUGCUCGAACGGCACCGAAGGAUCCACUGGCGCUUGUCAGCUCCCAUUGCACACUCUUUGGAUUUCCUCCCUGCUGCCUGACACCUCCGACGUCCACGGAGGAUUUUGCCUCUUCGGCUACGUGGCGGCGCUGAGCUGUUUGCUGACGCACAUGAGGGGAACGAUUGCAGGUGAGAAUGAGCGAGCUCUCAGGGCGAGGAUGCAGAAUGCACUCGGGCCGGAGCGGUCUCUGGAGCUGCUUCUGGAAAGCUCACCCUGGAACCUGUCUUCCGCUAACCUCGGUCUCGAGCCACCAAAGGCGAUGCUAUCUCCGGUGGACCUGGAGCCCUGGGCUUGGCAGCCACUACCGCAGGCUUCCAAGAUGAUCCAGACUGCCCAGGAGCCACCGGUGUUUCGCCUGGCUGUGGUUGGACACCAUGCGGGAAUGUCACUGGAGCCAGCCAUGGUCAUGGCAGCCGCCCUCGCCGAGCUCGCCGAGGAGGAGAAGCUUCAGAUCCACUUCGUCGGCCAGUACUACUCCUGUGAGCUGCUGGGCCGCUGCGACCAGGACGCCUUGCAGGAUGUCUUUCGACAGUGGAUGUUUGACGAAAGUGUUCGACAGGGCCUCGCCGCGACGGAGCCCUCGCCAGCUGUGUGGCCAGAACUGCGUCGGGCCGUGGCAGCGGAACCAGCACUCCUAGAGGCCAGCGCGUGGGUAUGCACUGGCAUUUGGCCGCUCUGCUGGAUGCUGCAGCAGCUGUCACAACAGCCCGUGUUUCACUACAUGGUGAACUGGCUGGUUGGCGAACACACCCCUCCAGAGUGGCAUGUUUCACUCGUUGCUGAAGCUGCCCGCGCCGGUGGCGAAAGCAUCCAGAGCAGCAAGCACCACUUUUGCACGGCCGCCUGGGCGCGGCUUUCCGUGGACAUCUCCUACCUCCUGGGCCUCAAGGAAUACUUGGGACAGAUUCUGCCGGCUCUGGGCCGGAUUGGAGCUGGAGAAGGUCGGCCAUGA
This is a messenger RNA of Symbiodinium sp. CCMP2592, 2739 nucleotides long. Lineage: Eukaryota; Dinophyceae; Suessiales; Symbiodiniaceae. The record is from the annotation of a GenBank genome assembly.